Molecule: messenger RNA, 1269 nt
Organism: Trichoderma gamsii
Lineage: Eukaryota; Fungi; Ascomycota; Sordariomycetes; Hypocreales; Hypocreaceae
Exons: 2
Coding region: 1-1269 (422 amino acids)
Source: RefSeq, a predicted model, not a curated record
AUGGCGCCUCUCAUCCUGCACAACGUCCCCGACGAGGAAUGCUAUGUCGGCGAAGACGGCAUCAAGCGGCCAUAUGCCAUGAUCUAUCCACACGAAGGCACAACCAGAACACGGCGCAGCAUCGCAGAAACGGGCUCCUUUGGCAAGUCAACAAGACGGUCUCGCUCCAAAACAGGCACGCCCGCCCGCGGCCGAGAGAAUCCCACGCUGGCCGCCGCCGACAAGCUCUUCUACGACUGGGUCACGAACCAGUCCAGCGCCAACCCGCCCUCCAAUCAGCGCAAGACCACCGCCGGCGCCGCCUCAGGGGCCCAGGAAGACGCCGUGCCCCAGCGCGCCGCCGUCAAGUCCUCGCCCGUCGAGCUCAUCCUGCGCGGAUACCGCUCGGCGACGCAGCAGUACGCCGCCAUCGCCCACUACGAAUCCCUCGCCGGCCUCAUCCUCGAAGACUACCCCCGAGAGCCGCCCUCUUCCCAGCGACGGUACAAGUCAGAGCUGCGCGAUCCCGCCUUUACGCGCCGCCGCAACCUUUCGACCGAGGAGCGCGCCCUGGUCAACCGCGCCGAUGGCGGCGAGCACUGGGUCAAGGUCACGUUUGCGAGCGCAGAGGCUGGCAAUGCUGCCAUCUAUUCCAGCCCGCAGAGGAUACUGGGACAUCUCGUCUAUGCUGAGCCCUACCGGGGCCUGGCACCGGCCAAAGACGAGGCGUGCCCGGACAUUGAACAGCUGGAGGAGGAGCGAUCAAAGAGCGUACCGAGCUUUGCACCACCGAGUUUUGGACAGCCCAAGAGGAAAUCGGUGUCAGGUCUUCCCACGACGUUUAACAGCCGUCUUCUCGACCUGUCACCCGCCGAAUCGAGGGAAUCCAGCCAAACCAUGAACAGCGCCACCCUGACUAGCUUCUCUCACGGCUCAAGCGCCACCAUUACCGAACCCCUACCUCUCGGCUUGACAACAAGCAUCGAGCCCAUGGAAAUCGGCCAGGAGGACAGCAUCUUCUGCCGACGCAUCCCUACCGCGCGCAAAGCCCGUCUCCUCCCUGCCGAACAAGCCCUCUUACCGCAGCAGUCCGUCGUGCAGCGCGUUCUCAACGCACUCCCCAUCAUCAAGUGGUUCUCGGGCAGCAUGAUUGGCAACGAGGUGCCGCGAACCGAAACUGGCGAGUUUGACUGGGGCCGCGCGAGUCUCUACUGGAAGAUUAUCUGGUGGCUUGAUGCCACGUUUAGUCUAUUCAGAGGCGAUGUGUAUAGCGUUGACAAGGAUGACUGA